AUGGCAUCUGGGGCUCGUGCAGUACAAUACUCAAUUCCGCCACGAGAAGACUUCAACAAGCUCUCCGACGAACAGAAGACACGCAUCGGCGAGGCGUUUGAUCUCUUCGACGCCAACAAGGACGGUCUCUUAUCAUACGAGGAGUUUCGCUUCGUCCUCCGAGCGCUGGGCUUUGAGCUGCCCAAGGCGCAAACGUACGACCUGCUGAUCCGCCACGGUCAGAAGCCGGCCAACUGGCAACACGACCAGGACUGUCCACCCGUUUACCGUCUGUUUAAUCUCCCGACGACGCAGGCCAUUACCGGCACAUUAAUCCGUCAGCGAGACCCAAAAGAAGAGCUUAGGCGCGCAUUCAGGUUGUUCGACAUCGACGGCAAGGGCCUGAUCACACAAGAGGAUUUGAGGAGGGUUAGCAAGCAGGUGGGGAAUAAUCUUCCCGAUGCCGAUAUCGUGGCCAUGAUCGAGGAGUUCGAUUCGCAAGGGAAAGGGGGGGUAGACGAGGACGAAUUCUUAAGGUUGAUGAUGUCUAAAAAGUAA
This is a messenger RNA of Canariomyces notabilis, 537 nucleotides long. RefSeq names its product EF-hand. Gene Ontology annotation, biological process: spindle pole body duplication. The transcript is spliced from 2 exons. Gene Ontology annotation, cellular component: mitotic spindle pole body; half bridge of spindle pole body. Lineage: Eukaryota; Fungi; Ascomycota; Sordariomycetes; Sordariales; Chaetomiaceae. Gene Ontology annotation, molecular function: microtubule binding; calcium ion binding. Bases 1 to 537 code for a protein of 178 amino acids. The record is from RefSeq and is a predicted model, not a curated record.